Metschnikowia bicuspidata var. bicuspidata NRRL YB-4993 is the source of this 1690-nucleotide messenger RNA. RefSeq lists its product as uncharacterized. Bases 497 to 1510 code for a protein of 337 amino acids. Lineage: Eukaryota; Fungi; Ascomycota; Pichiomycetes; Serinales; Metschnikowiaceae. The transcript has a single exon. The record is from RefSeq and is a predicted model, not a curated record.
AAUGCUCGUGCAGAGCGCACGCGAUGUAAGUGUAAGCAUGAAAAUGCAUUUACUUUUCUUUAAAAUCAUUGAUUCCACUCAGAAGAAAGAAGAAAAAUAAAGCUUUUUCCAGCUCUUCGCUCAAAACCUUUUCGGAUUGAUUCCUGUACUUUCUGACGCUUCCCGAAUCUCAUCAAUUGAUUGUUUGGGGCGCUUCCUUGAAUCAGGGUGAAUAUUCUUUUGUUUUUUUGUUCCGCUUGAAAGGAGACAUCACAACAAGCGAGUUUGAUUUCCCCGUAUAUACUACAUUCUGGUGCAGUUCUCUUGCAGAUAUUCUUACCAUAUUCGAAUGAUUUCUUUUGAUUCGAGACUAAAGGCUAUAGCACUGGCUAUGACCGUGCUAUGGCUAUCCUUUUCUACCGUUAUACACACUUUUUUGACAAGGAAGAGGCACGCAAAAAUCAAAACCUUUAAAACCCAGGCUACCUUGCAAACCUUAUUUCUAAUUUGGUCCAGCAUGUCGUAUCGCUUCAUUUUUGACAUAGACGACUUUGAGAGUGAGGUGAGACAGUGGGCCGCUAACAGGGACAUGUCAUGUGACGAAAACCAUGCAAGCCGGCAAAAUCUUAAGUUUGAUCCAAGAGUGUGGAACGGGUUAGCAUGGAAGCAUUCUGUUUUGGCGAUGCAACUAACAGUGGUUCUUCUCGUCGCUUACAUGAGAUUGUUUCGAAGUGUACACGAGUCAAUUGAGUCACUAUACGAGCAUCGCGCACAGUCCAGAAUAACCGAAUGCAUAGGUGAAGCUACUCUCGGUCUAGCCACUUCUAACAAGAAGGGAAAGAAAGUCAGUUUUCUUCUUCCUGAGCCUCGGCUUUUCAGCAUAGAAUAUCUCGAGAAGAAAGUUCAUGUUGUGGGUCAUCUGAUAUUGCCUUCCAAGAGACAGAUACAGUCUGCAUUCGUGUGUUUAGGACUCGGCACUUUCUUACUUCCUAGAGCGCUUCACCAUGCCUUUCAUUUUCACUUCAUCUGUGCAAAAUGGCUCAAGUUUACGUCCGACAAUCUAAUUGCAUCAAUCUUGCUCUUCACAGGGUUUGAAUUGGCCAGUAUUGCCAGUCUGAAACUGAGCUCGCCCACCAGCCUAUGCAACAUCAGGGUGGCAUUUUCCCGCUUUAUCCAAUUCUAUGGAGUUUUUCUUUUGCUCAUAUCCAUGCUUGCGUUGGUGCAGGCCAAUGAUACGCUAAAGUUGUACGUCUACAAAAUGUUGGCUCCCUGCGGCAGCGCUAAUAGAUGGUCUUCGUUCUUCGAUGUGCGCGUUCCGAACGAGAAUAUCUUGUCGGCCAUUUUAGGGGAGACUAUGAUGAAAUACACGAAUGGAAAACUAUCUGAAAACUUGAGCCCACAGCAAGCACACGAGGUGAUCCAGGGUGCCAUUGAUCUUUUUGCGCGGGGUUUGGGUGACUGUGUGACUGUGCUAUUGUUUGCGACUUUGGUUUUCGUGCCUGGUGCGCUUGUCCACGUUUGCGGCUAUUAGGUGGGAGCCGCUUCUGCGUUGUUUGGAGAUGUGGGCUUUUGGAUCAUGGAAUAUGAGACAGCAUGGAAGACCAUUAGAGCCCUCCAGACCCACGACUUUAUAUUUAGGAGGUUUUUUUUGGAUGUACCCGAAAUAAUAUUUAUACGUAUUAGCAAACGUGAAGCAUGUUUCUGCGAAAGU